ACAUUUCGUUGGUACUCCUCAGUGAUGCGAAUGCAUCGUGGUCACAAAUAGUUCUUUCAAAAAAGUCAAGAUGUCGAAGAGAGGACGUGGUGGCUCGGCUGGAGCCAAAUUCAGGAUAUCCCUCGGUCUACCGGUAGGUGCGGUGAUUAAUUGCGCAGACAAUACCGGUGCCAAAAACCUGUAUGUCAUUGCAGUACAAGGUAUCAAGGGCAGGCUGAACCGCCUGCCAGCAGCUGGUUCUGGCGACAUGAUCGUAGCAACUGUGAAGAAGGGAAAGCCUGAGCUCAGGAAAAAAGUGAUGCCUGCGGUGGUGAUACGACAGCGGAAACCCUUUCGUAGGAAGGAUGGGGUAUUUAUAUAUUUUGAAGACAACGCCGGUGUUAUAGUCAACAACAAGGGCGAGAUGAAGGGAUCAGCUAUUACGGGACCUGUUGCGAAGGAAUGUGCAGACUUGUGGCCGAGGAUUGCGUCAAACGCAAGCAGCAUAGCAUAAUCCAUUCUGUAUUAUUCCUUUUGUCCCUUAAGAAAUAAAUCUGACUUCUUAUUCAGAACACA
Molecule: messenger RNA, 555 nt
Organism: Harpegnathos saltator (Jerdon's jumping ant)
Lineage: Eukaryota; Metazoa; Arthropoda; Insecta; Hymenoptera; Formicidae
Gene: RpL23
Product: ribosomal protein L23
Exons: 4
Coding region: 71-493 (140 amino acids)
Biological process (GO): translation
Cellular component (GO): cytosolic large ribosomal subunit; ribosome
Molecular function (GO): structural constituent of ribosome; large ribosomal subunit rRNA binding
Source: RefSeq, a predicted model, not a curated record